CCUUUAAGAUUUUUAUCUCAUUCACUGAUCAUGGAACCUCAGUGGAACCCAACUUCUUACCCCCAGUCUCGCUCUGUCAUCUUCCUGCUUGUGGCCACUUCCUACACUUGGCUCCUACCCAUUGCCUCCCCUCAGAGAAUCCCCACAGACCCCCAGGCGGCUCCAGAAUACGCCCACUCCAUCCGACUGGAUGGCGACAUCAUCCUCGGCGGAUUGUUUCCCGUCCACUCACGGGGGGACCGUGGCACACCCUGCGGGGAGCUGAAAAAGGAGAAGGGUAUCCAUCGUUUGGAGGCCAUGAUGUUCGCCAUCGACCUGAUCAACAAGGACCCUGAGCUGCUCCCUAACAUCACACUGGGGGCCCGGAUCUUAGAUACCUGCUCUAGGGACACGUACGCGCUGGAGCAGUCCCUGACUUUUGUGCAGGCCUUGAUAGAGAGGGACGGCUCUGAUGUCCGCUGUGCCAACGGAGACCCUCCGAUCUUCACCAAGCCGGAUAAAAUUGUAGGGGUGAUAGGAGCCGCGGCGAGCUCAGUGUCCAUCAUGGUGGCCAACAUCCUGCGUCUGUUUAAGAUCCCACAGAUCAGCUACGCCUCCACAGCCCCGGAGCUGAGUGACAACUCCCGCUACGACUUCUUCUCCCGCGUCGUGCCGCCGGACUCCUACCAGGCCCAGGCCAUGAUGGACAUUGUCACGGCGAUGGAGUGGAACUAUGUGUCCACCCUGGCGUCGGAGGGCAACUACGGCGAGAGCGGCGUGGAGGCAUUCGUCCAGAUCUCCAGAGAAACUGGUGGUGUAUGUAUUGCUCAGUCCUUGAAGAUCCCCAGGGAGCCCAGGCCAGGGGAGUUUGACAAGAUCAUCAGACGCCUGCUGGAGACCUCCAAUGCCAGGGCCAUCAUCAUGUUCGCUAAUGAGGACGACAUACGACGAGUUCUGGAUGCAGCGAAAAGAAACAACCAGACAGGUCACUUCCUGUGGGUGGGUUCAGACAGCUGGGGAUCCAAGAUCUCUCCCGUGAUUGGCCAGGAGAGAGUGGCUGAGGGAGCCAUCACAAUUCUUCCCAAACGAGUGUCUGUGGAUGCGUUUGACAGGUAUUUCCGUAGCCGCUCACUUUCCAACAACAGGAGAAAUGUUUGGUUCGCUGAGUUCUGGGAGGAGAAUUUCAACUGUAAGCUGGGGAUGCAUGGCAAACGGCCUGGUAGCCUCAAAAAAUGUACAGGUUUGGAAAAAGUUGGUCGUGAUUCCAGUUACGAACAAGAAGGGAAGGUUCAGUUCGUGAUGGAUGCGGUGUAUGCCAUGGCCCAUGCUCUGCACCGCAUGCACCGGGACCUCUGCUACGGCUACCCGGGUCUCUGCCCUCGCAUGGCCAACAGCAUCGAUGGCAAAGAGCUGCUCAGCUACAUCCGUGCUGUCAACUUCAAUGGAAGUGCCGGCACACCGGUGGUGUUCAAUGAGAAUGGAGACGCUCCAGGAAGAUAUGAUAUCUUCCAAUACCAGAUCACCAACAGAUCUACUGCGGAGUACAGAGUCAUUGGUUCCUGGACCAAUAAACUACACCUGAAAGUUGAGGACAUGCGUUGGAGGACGGGUGACCCAUCUCUCCCGGCAUCUGUAUGCAGCAUCCCAUGCCGUGCGGGUGAAAGGAAGAAAGUGGUUAAAGGUGUACCCUGCUGCUGGCACUGUGAGCGCUGUGAGGGAUACCACUAUCAGGCUUCAGAGUUUACCUGUGAGUUGUGCCCAUAUGAGAUGCGACCUGAUACCAACCGCACCGGCUGCGUUCCCAUUCCCAUCAUCAAGCUGGAGUGGCAUUCCCCCUGGGCUGUCGUCCCUGUCUUCAUCUCCAUGCUGGGGAUCAUCGCCACCUCUUUCGUCAUUGUCACUUUCGUUCGGUACAACGACACCCCCAUCGUACGAGCGUCAGGCCGGGAGAUGAGCUACGUGCUACUAACAGGAAUCUUCCUGUGUUACGCCAUCACGUUCCUUAUGAUCGCAACGCCGGACGUGGGGGUCUGUUCAUUCAGGAGGAUUUUCUUGGGCUUGGGGAUGUGUUUCAGCUAUGCAGCACUGCUCACCAAAACCAACAGGAUACACCGCAUUUUUGAACAAGGGAAGAAAUCUGUAACAGCACCCAGGUUCAUCUCCCCCGCCUCCCAGCUCGUCAUCACCUUUUCCCUCAUCUCGGUUCAGCUGAUGGGUGUCUUCAUCUGGUUCGCGGUCGACCCACCUCACACCGUCGUGGACUACGGCGAGCAGCGGACCCAGGACCCCACAUCGGCGCGUGGCGUCCUCAAAUGCGACAUCUCUGACCUGUCCCUCAUUUGCUCCUUGGGUUACUCCAUCCUGCUGAUGGUGACGUGCACAGUUUACGCCAUCAAGACGCGAGGCGUUCCCGAAACCUUCAAUGAGGCCAAGCCCAUCGGAUUUACCAUGUACACCACCUGCAUCAUCUGGCUGGCGUUCAUACCCAUCUUCUUUGGCACGUCACAGUCUGCAGAGAGGAUGUAUAUCCAAACCACCACCCUGACCAUCUCUCUCAACCUGUCUGCUUCGGUGUCUCUGGGAAUGCUGUAUAUGCCUAAGGUUUACAUCAUCCUCUUCCACCCCGAGCAGAAUGUACCCAAACGAAAACGCAGCUUCAAGGCCAUUGUGACAGCUGCCACCAUGUCGGGGAAACUGACCCAGAAGGGAGGAGACCGGCCCAACGGAGAGGUGAAGACUGAACUGUGUGAGAGCAUGGAGACCAACACUUCAUCAACUAAGACGACAUAUGUCAGCUACAGCAAUCAUGCCAUCUAA
Molecule: messenger RNA, 2796 nt
Organism: Scomber scombrus (Atlantic mackerel)
Lineage: Eukaryota; Metazoa; Chordata; Actinopteri; Scombriformes; Scombridae
Gene: grm8a
Product: glutamate receptor, metabotropic 8a
Exons: 13
Coding region: 31-2796 (921 amino acids)
Biological process (GO): regulation of synaptic transmission, glutamatergic; G protein-coupled glutamate receptor signaling pathway
Cellular component (GO): membrane
Molecular function (GO): group III metabotropic glutamate receptor activity
Source: RefSeq, a predicted model, not a curated record